Molecule: messenger RNA, 4648 nt
Organism: Zalophus californianus (California sea lion)
Lineage: Eukaryota; Metazoa; Chordata; Mammalia; Carnivora; Otariidae
Gene: HERC6
Product: HECT and RLD domain containing E3 ubiquitin protein ligase family member 6
Exons: 23
Coding region: 87-3146 (1019 amino acids)
Molecular function (GO): ubiquitin-protein transferase activity
Source: RefSeq, a predicted model, not a curated record
AUCAGCACACAGCGGUCAUUAGCCUUUAAGAGCCCUUACGCGCGGCGCGGACAGACCAGGCGCAGGCGGCGGGGCGCGGGAACGGGAUGUACCUCUACUGGGGCACCAGCCCCCGAAGACCUCUACACCGGAGGCGGACCGGCCGGGAUGGCGUCGAGCUGCGACAGGCGGCCUCCGGGGAGCGCCACUCGCUGCUGCUGAUGAGCAACGGCGAGGUGCACUCGUGCGGGGACAACAGCCAGGGCCAGCUGGGGCGGAGGGGCGUGCAGAGCGAGGAGCAGCCAAAACUGAUUCACGCAUUGGAAACUCUACGCGUUGAUCUUGUGAGCUGUGGAAAGGAACACUCUCUUGCUGUCUGUUACAAAGGAAGGGUCUUUGCAUGGGGGGCUGGUUCUGAGGGGCAGCUGGGAGUUGGAGAAUUUAAGGAAAUAAAUCUUAUACCUAGGAAGAUAAAAACUCUGACUGGUAUAAAAAUUAUACAAGUUUCUUGUGGACACUACCACUCCCUGGCAUUAUCAGAAGAUGGCCAACUGUUUUCAUGGGGAAGUAACAGCCAUGGGCAGCUGGGCCUGGGGAAGAAGCUCCCCUCCCAAGCCAGCCCGCAGAGGGUGAGGUCCCUGGACGGCAUCCCCCUCGCUCAGGUGGCUGCAGGCGGGGCCCACAGCUUCGCCCUCUCUCUCUCCGGGGCUUCAUUUGGCUGGGGAAACAACAAUGCAGGGCAGCUGGCCCUCCAAAAGAAUCAUGUCCCAGUACUGCAAAGCUCCAAGCCUCGUUCAAUUGGUGCGCUGAAGAAUCUAGGUGUGAUUUAUAUCAGCUGUGGUUAUGAGCACACUGCGGUGCUUACCCAGACCGGGAAAGUGUUCACGUUUGGAGGCAAUAGCUACGGACAGCUGGGACACAGCCCCACUGCUGAGAAGGAAGGUCCACAACUCAUGGAAGGAAUUGAUGGCCUAGUUUCACAGAUAGAUUGUGGAAGUUACCAUACCCUUGCAUAUGUCUACACCGCUGGAAAGGUAGUGUCUUUCGGUCGCGGACCAAGUUGCAAAAGCAGCCCAACUCAUCUGGAGGCUCUGACAGAGAACACUGACUUUACCUGCCUGAUUUCUGCUGAUGACCUUGUGGAUUUUCAAGUCAAACAUAUUUUUGCUGGAACACAUGCCAAUUUUGUGACAACUUAUCAGGAUACCAGUUCCACAGAUGUUUCCAGGAAAAUCCUGCCAGAAAUAAGCCAAAUUAACCAGUCCCUGAUGGAUAAAUGGAUAGCAGCGGCAACAGGAAGCACUGAACGUAAAGUGGCUGAGAGUGAAAUUAUGAAGAUAUUUUCAUCUCCUGCUUGUCUGACUGCAAGUUUUUUAAAGAAAAGAGAACUCGUAGAAACGAUUUCCAUUGAUGUGGACUUACAAAAGGCAAGAGAUACCUUCAAGAAGUUAACAGAAACAGAAUGGAUUUCUUUCAUGAUAACUACAUGUCUCAGGGAUAGUCUUCUCAGAGCUCUUCCGUGUCGUUCUUCACACCGAGAAGCAUUAUCAGUUUUCCUUCUGCUCCCAGAAUGUCCUGUGAUGCAUGAUUCUAGGAACUGGAAGAGUCUGGUGGUUCCAUUUGCAGAAGUUGUUUGCAAGAUGAGUGACCGAUCUUCACGAGUCCUGAAGCAGUGUUGGGCAUCUUUGCAAGAAUCUUCUCUCAACAAACUGGUCCAGAUGCUUAAAACUGCCAUUAUUGCUCAGUUCUCCAAGUGGACUGAACACAGUCAGAGUUACUGCAAUCUUAAAGCUCUUCUAGAAGUGAUGAAAGAAAUACAUAAGGUAAACACAGCUAACUGCCAACUACCAGAAAAUACUUUCAACAUAAAUGAAACCUCCAAUUUCUUGAACAUGUAUGAGUAUACAAGAUUGUUCUUUAGGGAUAACAACCUGAUACGUGCAGAAAACCCCAGUUCCAUUGUUUUAAGUGAUUUUCCAUUUAUUUUUACUUUGCUAUCCAAAAUUCUAUUAUUACAAGUUGAGUCCCGUUUGAAAAUGCUGGACUUAAAACAGAAAGAAUACCUGGAUUGGGAGCAAGUGAUUCUGCAAUACAGUAAAUCCCCUACACUUACCCUUAGAGUCAGACGAAGUCACCUAGUUGAAGAUGCUCUGCGUCAGUUAAGCCAAACUGAAGACACUGACCUCUGUAAAGUAUUAGUGACUGAAUUUAUUAAAGAAAUUCGUUCUUGGGGGCACGGGGUAAUAUCCGAGUUCUUCUACAGUAUAUUUGAAGAGAUGACCAAGACAGAAUAUGGAAUGUUCAUGUAUCCCGAAGAGGGUUCCUACAUGUGGUUUCCUGUCAGUCCUAAAUUUGAGAAGAAGAGAUAUUUCCUUUUUGGAAUACUGUGUGGACUCUCCCUAAACAACUCAAAUGUCACCAACCUUCCUUUUCCACUGGCUCUGUUUAAGAAACUUCUGGACCAAAAGCCAUCAUUGCAAGAUUUAAAAGAACUCAGUCCUCUUCUAGGGAAGAAUUUGCAAGAAGUUCUAAAUAAUGAAGCUGAUGACAUUGGAGAACUUUACAUAUAUUUUUCUAUACACUGGGACAAAAAAGAUGUUGCUUUAAUUCCAAAUGGGAUCUCUGUACCUGUGGACCAAACCAACAAGAAAGAAUAUGUUUCUGCAUGCAUUGAUUACAUUUUCAACACCUCUGUAAAGGCAGUUUAUGAGGAAUUUCAGAGAGGAUUUUAUAAAGUCUGUGACAAGGAAAUACUUCUUAAACUUUUCCAUCCUGAAGAACUAAUGACAGCAGUGGUUGGAAGUACUGAUUAUGACUGGAAACAGUUUGAAGAGAAUUCACAAUAUGCUCCAGGAUACCAUAAAUCACAUCCUACUAUACUGAUGUUUUGGAAAGCUUUCCACAAAUUAACCUUGGAGGAAAAGAGAAAAUUCCUCUUUUUUCUUAGCGGAAGUGACAGGCUGCAUGUAAGAGGCAAACAGGAAACAGGAAUCAUAUUUCGCUGUCCUCAAACUUUCAGUGAAACAGAUUACCCAAGAGCGCUGACCUGUCAUAAUAUUCUGGACCUUCCUAAAUAUUCUACAAUGGAAAAAGUGGAGGAAGCCCUUCAAGUAGCCAUCAACAGCAACAGAGGAUUUGUCUCUGUCAAAGUCACAGAGCAACAGUGAUUUGGAGAGUUUCAGUGAGGCCUCAGAGCCUCAGGCCCUCUCUUCGACUCUUCUGUUCUUCCUUAGGUCUAAGUAGCACAAAGGGUUGAUAGGUUUUAGGUAGAAUUAGUUGACACAUGUUGGUAUAAACAAUAAAAUGAUGAAUCAAGAGUGAUUAAAAAAAAGUAAUUUUUUAAAAUGAAUCAACAUUUCUUGAUCCCUAAAUUUGUUAUCAGAAUGUUUGCUUUUUACUGAAUUAUUCCUGAACAAUAAUUAUCAUUUAAAAAUAAGCUGAAUAUUAAAAGCUAACAGAUAUUUUAAAAAAUAUUGUAUAUCUAAUAAACACACUGCAAAUAUGAAAGAUAUACUGAAGCUUGAAAAAAAUAAAAAUAAUUCAAAUGUUUUGGAGGCAUGUAAUGUAUAUUUUAUAUUCUAGAAUGUCUCCAGAAUUUUGAUUUUAACCAACUGCUGAGUAAUUUAUUUGAAAAAUCUAAAUGUUAAAGGAUUUGUUAAUUCAUUGAAUAAUUACUCAUGCUCAAUACUGUGUUCCAAGAAUUAUUCUAAAUGCAUAUAUCAUUAUUUUGGUUAAACACUGAGCCCAACCAGGAACUCCUGUCUAUUGGUAGUUGGAGAAAAUGAAUAACAUGAAAUAUGUCUUAGAAACAUGGCUACGGAAUGAAUUAAAGGAGAGAAAGAAAUAUGGCUGUAAAUGGCCAAGGAAUUUUGUAGACCAGUUCUAUCUUAUAUUAAAUUUUAAACUGUAUGCUAUUCUGUAAAUGCCUGUUGUUAUGGCAAGCCAUACAGAGAAGCCUUGUACCGGUGGCACUUUUGGAAAGGAAAGACCAUGAGGUAUAGUCCGUGUCGGGGUGGUGAUGUGGAAAGAGGGCAGGAUCACCAGAGUACAGACAGAACAGAGAUAGAGAAUGCACUAAGGACACUAGGAUGUGAGGUGGUCCGUAGGAGCACAAGCCCCAGGGAAUCCUCAGAUUUAUUUAUUUAUUUAUUUAUUUUUUAAAGAUUUUAUUUAUUUGAGAGAGAGAGAAUGAGAGAGAGAGAGCACGAGAGGGAAGAGGGUCAGAGGGAGAAGCAGACUCCCUGCUGAGCAGGGAGCCCGAUGUGGGACUGGAGCCUGAUGCGGGACUCGAUCCCCGGACUCCAGGAUCAUGACCUGAGCCGAAGGCAGUCGUGCAACCAACUGAGCCACCCAGGUGCCCUCCUCAGAUUUAUUUUUGACACAUCUGGUUUCUAUAAUAAAUGGAAUGGAGGCCCAGAUGUAUUCUAUUUGAAUUUUAAGGGAAAAGGUAAGCUCUAAAUCUCAGGGAUCCCUAGGCACUUGAUUUAGGUUGUAUUUUUCAGGCCUUUCAACUCCAACAUAAAUUUUUCUAAUGCAAAUGGAUGAACUAUGCUAAAUAUUUAGGGAAGACAGCGUAGCACUUCUUUUUUUUUUUUAAGAUUUUAUAUAUUUAUUUCAGAGAAACAGAGAGAGAGAGAGAGAGAAUGAGCAAGGAGAGCGGCAGAGGGAG